Baudoinia panamericana UAMH 10762 is the source of this 1419-nucleotide messenger RNA. RefSeq lists its product as uncharacterized. The transcript has 7 exons. Gene Ontology annotation, molecular function: oxidoreductase activity. The coding region runs from base 198 to 1067 and encodes 289 amino acids. Lineage: Eukaryota; Fungi; Ascomycota; Dothideomycetes; Mycosphaerellales; Teratosphaeriaceae. The record is from RefSeq and is a predicted model, not a curated record.
CCGAUGUGCUAAUAACCUACCUCCGUCACCCAAAGUCGGUGUUUGCGCGGAGUUAGUCCUGUGAAGCCGUUACGGUGACGUCAAGGUACCGACGUUGAUGAAGUUAAAGCUCGUUGCAUAUACAUGUUGAUGUAGAAGCGCUACGUGCUGUGUCGUGUCAGAUCGUCAACAUCUUUUUCGCAUUACUGGUACAUUGCAUGAUGGCACCCGCGCAGAAAUCACAAGUGUUCUUCAUCACUGGCACUUCUACCGGUUUUGGUUACGAACUUGUCAAGAAAUGUUUGUCGGAAGGUGAUAAAGUCGUGGCCACCGCGAGAAACAGCUCGAAGCUGCAGUUCGAGGGCACUACGAAGGAGAACUUCCUCGCCGUCGAUUGCGAUGUUACCGAACAGAAGUCCAUUGAUGCUGCGUUCGACAAAGCAUUGUCCCAAUUCGGUCGCGUUGAUGUGGUCGUGAACAAUGCAGGCUACGGAUUAAGUGGCGAGUUCGAAUCACUGUCUGAACGCCAGCUCCGAACGCAAAUGGAGGUUAACUUCUUCGGCCUCCUCAAUGUCACGCGUAAGGCCUUGGAGGUUAUGCGGGAGAAGAACAGUCCUCCCGGAGGCAAGAUCCAGCAGAUCACGUCCAUUGGCGGCCAACGGGGUGUUCCUACAUUUUCCAUCUACUGCGCGUCCAAAUGGGCGGUCGAGGGUUUCACAGAAGCCCUGAGCCAUGAACUCAAGCCAGAAUGGAACAUCAAACUCACCUGCAUUGAGCCUGGAGGAUUCCGGACGGACUGGGCUGGCAGGAGUAUGAUCUUUGGAGAAAAUAAGAAUCCGGCUUAUGAUCAUAUUGACGCCAAGGAAACCAUGGGCAAACGACAUGGCACUCAAGCCGGCGAUCCCGCUAAGGGCGCAAGGGCUAUGUGGGAAAUCGCAAAGAUGGAGGAUCCUCCACUGCGGACCGUCAUAGGUUCAGAUGCUUAUACAGCCAUAAUGGGCAAGAUCAAGACGUACUCUGAGUUGUACCCCAAGUAUGAGCAGCUGGCAAACAGUACAGAUGCCGAGGGAUAUCAGCGGCCGUCAUAGAUUCGUAUGAUGCCCUUAGACAUGCAGUAGCAGACUGGAGGUGAAUGCGGCUACCCAGCAAAGGUACGGUCUGCCAUCGCAGGGAGCCAACGGAGAAGCAGUUAGGUAGAGGACUCUCCGUAGACAUCACCGUGGCCAGCAUGCGUGAAGCUGCAAAAGACCUUGCUGCAUCUCCGAUGGUUAAGGCUCACAUGCGUCGCUUCGUAAAUGGUGGCUUAAACAAGGUUGGGCCGCUCGGAUCGAUGGAGAGGGGUAGAGCUGACGUGCCAAUGGCACUUGACGUGGGCAAGAACGAACGGUUCCCGAGCAGCAACUGCCAACAACUCACCUCGACGCAACGGAGUCGAAGGCU